AUGCACCGCCCCCUCUCCCUUCGGUGUGUUGCAGCCUAUGGGAUCAACAGCAUCCUCUACCAGCGGGGCAUCUACCCCCCCGAGACCUUCACCCGCGUCCAGAAGUACGGGCUCACCCUCCUCGUCACCACCGACCCCGAGCUGAAGAACUACCUCAACAACGUGGUGGAGCAGAUGAAAGAGUGGCUUUACAAGUGCAUCGUGCAGCGCCUGGUGGUGGUCAUCUCCAGCAUCGAGAGCAACGAAGUCCUGGAGCGGUGGCAGUUUGACAUAGAGUGUGACAAAGCUGUGAAGGAGGAGAGUGCACCACGAGAAAAAUCUCAGAAAGCUAUUCAGGAUGAAAUUCGAUCUGUUAUCAGACAAAUAACUGCCACAGUAACUUUUCUGCCACUGUUGGAAGCUGCCUGUGCCUUUGACUUGCUGAUAUACACAGAUAAAGAUUUGGCAGUGCCAGAAAAGUGGGAAGAGUCAGGACCACAAUUCAUAGCCAAUUCAGAAGAGGUUCGUCUUCGUUCCUUCACUACUACAAUCCACAAAGUAAACAGUAUGGUGGCUUACAAAAAGGAUUCCUUCCCCUAAGAUACUGGGGGAGUUUGCAUAUAUCCUGUCACCUUGUAGUUUCUGUUCAUAGUGCAGCUCAGUCAAGAAAACACAUCACUACCAUUGCUCUUGCUGAAGUAUGAUACAG
This is a messenger RNA of Opisthocomus hoazin, 688 nucleotides long. The record is from RefSeq and is a predicted model, not a curated record. Lineage: Eukaryota; Metazoa; Chordata; Aves; Opisthocomiformes; Opisthocomidae.